UUUCUUACGCAGUAUUAUAACCUGCGCACAAUUAUAUUAGCGCGCAUUUAUUAUAACGCAUCAAUUGCGCAUUACUUUUGAUUGACCGUGUGACGUCACAAUGCUUAUCAGUUGACCACUGAUACGUCUGGGAAAACGGCCUGCAUUCUUUAGAUUUACGGUGCUGGACUAUCAUACAUAAGGAUGGCAACAAGAAUGAGCUUUCUCCUUAAAUAUCGAAAAGUUGGAGCUUUUUGCGCAGUGGUAGGAGGAGGGGUGAUCUGCCAUGGGGCUUACAAGACGAAGCACAACUUGGUUCUGGCCAAGACGACGUUGGGAUCAUCUGCUGCUGCUCAGGCUAAAGAACUCAUGGCAGAACCUAUCACAGAUCUGAGCAUUCUAGAAAAGGAGGAUAAAAUGAGAGCAAGGAUGGAGCUAUUCAUAAUGAAAACACAGGCCAAAAUCUGCAAAGCUCUAGAGGAAAUCGAAGGAGAGAAGAAGUUCAAGAUCGACAGAUGGGAAAGAGCCGAGGGAGGAGGAGGCAUCACUUGCAUCCUGGAAGAUGGGGAAGUCUUUGAGAGAGCUGGUGUUAACAUCUCAGUGGUACAUGGCAAGUUGUCGCCCAAAGCAGCCGCACAGAUGAGAGCAAGAGGGAAGCCCUUAACACCAGGCAAAGAACUCCCAUUCUUCGCUACAGGCAUCAGCUCAGUUGUACACCCACGCAACCCCAUGAUACCUACGCUACAUUUCAACUACCGCUACUUUGAAGUGGAGCAAGACGGGGAGUCCCAGUGGUGGUUCGGAGGGGGUACAGACCUGACCCCCUACUAUCUAGAUGAAGAAGAUGCGACCCACUUCCAUCGAACGCUGAAGGCAGCCUGUGACCUCCAUGACCCAGAGUACUACCCCAAGUUUAAGGAGUGGUGCGACAAUUACUUUGUAGUCGAACAUAGAGGAGAGAGAAGAGGUCUUGGCGGUAUAUUCUUUGACGACAUUGAUCAACCAACUCAAGAAAAGGCAUUCUCUUUUGUCAAAAGUUGUGCAACCGCCAUCCUGCCCUGCUACAUUCCCAUCAUUGACAAACACCAGAAAGAUCCCUACGGAUAUAAAGAAAGGCAAUGGCAGCUCUUGAGGAGAGGAAGAUAUGUAGAGUUCAACCUUGUAUAUGACCGUGGCACCAAGUUUGGCCUGUUCACCCCUGGAGCAAGGAUUGAGAGUAUUCUCAUGUCACUGCCUCAGACAGCGAAAUGGCAGUACAAGCACACACCACAAGAGGGCAGCAAAGAGGCCAAGUUGAUGGAAAUCCUGAAGAAUCCCAAGGACUGGGUCUGAGUGAAGAUUAUACUGACACAAUGUGCAAUCAUGAUUCCAAGACAUCAAACCAAUGAUUAAAGCCUCGUUCACACUUCACCUGGUAAACCGUCUGUAAGAGAAAAAAGUUGAGAUGGUAUUUUGAAAACGAUGUUGUCUUAUGUUUGUUUCUUUUACCCGACUGCUAAUAAAGCAUGUGUAUGGUUGUAAGUAAGCAACUAGGGGACGUAGGGCAUUAAGUCCUUACAGAGGGACUUGGUAAUGAGGAUGAAAGCCUUACCGAAGGGCAUUAGCGCAUUGACUUGGUUUCGAGAACACUCCUCUACCAUCGAGCCACGUGCCUCCUCCUUCUUGAUUAGAUUAGUAAAAUGAUGUUAAUUGCCAUGGCAGUUUACUGGGUCACGUGUGAAUGAGCUGAAUGAUACAAUUUACGUGAGAAUGAUUAGAGGUGGUAUUAUGAAAUUGUAUUCAUCUUGAUUUUUCUUACAAUUGUAAUGAAAUGAUAUAUAAUUCCUCAGUAAACAAAUUUUGAAUUGCAAUGUUCUGCUAAAGUUGUAUACAUGUGUGUCUUCCAUAUACACAGCUGCCUAUGCAGAGUCAUUACCAAGUGCUGUAAAAAUUGUAGAUUUGUGUUGACAAUAGAAAUAUUUUUCCUAAAAAUAAACAUUUAACAAUCUCAGAAUAGCACCCAUGUAUUAUGUAACAAGGUGGUAGUAGUAGCUCUAUACAGAGCGAAUAAGUUUUUCAUUUCUUUUCACAUAAUAUAAACAAUGACAGAUGAUAAUAAACGUAAUGAUAUAACAGAAAUGAGCAUUGAAGGUAUGCCAAAGAUCAUGGAAUUUGAAGGUAGACUGUGUGAUAUACUGUGACAAGCACUAUGUAUUGAACUACAUUGGCCUAUGGAUAGAAAGAAGGAAACAAAUUAUGCAUAAAGAUGAAUUCAUACAAUGAUAAAAUAAUGAAUGGCAUUGGAGAAUAGUAAAAGUAUACCAAGCUAAGGUAUAUUAGAAUAGGUGUUGUUGUCUAACUCUGGUGGAUACGUCAUCGGACUGUGGAUCACACGGUUCGCGGUUCAAGUCCCGCCGCUGCACGAAUAUCCUAAAGCAAGUUAAUUACACUAAAUUUGCCACUAACCACCCAGGUGAAGUAAAUGGGUACUGGCUAGUAAGAAAUUCUUUGAACGCGCUAGUGCCUUUGAAUAUCGGGGCGGCUAAGCUACAGUUGGGGUAUAUUUGUAAAGUAGCCACACAAUAUAAUUGGACAUCUUAUCAUUAUUAUUAUUAAUAUUAGCACAAUAGAUUCAUUAUUUAACAUCAGUAUGUUGUAGUGUUCCAUGAUAUGCGUUCUGUUAAGUUAUGGUUUCUGUUGAGAACAAAUUCAUGAGUUAAAGGUACUAUGUCCCUUUUGCAGCCAACCUCAAAUUCUGUAGAACUUUGCAGGAAUUAUGAAUAUGUCAUGUAUGUCCUAUCUGUGAAAUUUAAAC
Molecule: messenger RNA, 2773 nt
Organism: Strongylocentrotus purpuratus (purple sea urchin)
Lineage: Eukaryota; Metazoa; Echinodermata; Echinoidea; Camarodonta; Strongylocentrotidae
Gene: cpox
Product: oxygen-dependent coproporphyrinogen-III oxidase
Exons: 15
Coding region: 184-1311 (375 amino acids)
Cellular component (GO): mitochondrial intermembrane space; cytoplasm
Molecular function (GO): coproporphyrinogen oxidase activity
Source: RefSeq, a predicted model, not a curated record